AGCCCCGCCCUCGUGGAACGUUUGGUAGCCAGUUUCAGAUUGCUACAGUCGCGCUCGCGUCCACGCUAUUUCCUGCUGCCGCUGGGGGGGCGGAAAGAUUCCUGCGCUCUGGCUCGCCGUCUCCCCCCGCCAGAUUCUUGCGUGGGGGGCCCCGGAUCCCUGAUCCCCUUAAACAAAAAUAAAUCCUGCUUGCGGGGGAAACGACGGACCGAGCCUCUGAGCUGCGCCUCCACAUCACAAGGACUGGAUUUAGGAUCUCUUCGUCUCCUGUUUCCUUCUCCCCCCAUCUGGGCAUGGUGCGCUGGGGAGGGGGGUGAAGGGGCUUUUCCUCAGCGCUGCUGACCCCCUCCGCCCCCCCAACCCGACCCGAGAGGGGUUUUACCGGCGCCGGAAAGCCUCCUUCCGAGGGGAGGGGGGCGGUGCGCGAGGGAAGGGAUCCCUGGAUCGCAUUGCAUUGCGGCUGUUGCUCCUAGGAGGAAGGAAAAAAGGUUUUGCUCCUUUUCGUCCAGCCCUUGCCCCCUCCUGCCCCCCCUUCCCCAUUUCCUCUACGCUCUUUUUUUCAUUUUAAUCCUCUGCUCGAUUUCGCCUCGGAGGGAACAGGAAUAUAUAUAUAUAUAUAUGAAUGACUAUGCUGCCUUGAGGACUCGGAUGCUGGCGGCCUCUUUUUAAAAGGAAAAAAAUAAAAACCGGGAGGCGGGGAAAAUCACCUUGCAGAGGAUCUCGAAGAAAACAGCUGCCCCUUCUGCCUCGUUUCCCCCUCGACCCUGCCGCAGCAUCACUCAAGCUGGAGCAUUAUGGAGCUGGAGAAUAUUGUGGCCAACACGGUCUUGCUGAAAGCCAGAGAAGGAGGCGGAGGGAAGCGGAAAGGGAGAAGUAAGAAAUGGAGAGAGAUUCUCAAGUUCCCGCACAUCAGUCAGUGCGAUGACCUUCGGAAAGGCCUGGAACGAGACUACAGCAGCUUGUGUGACAAGCAACCGAUUGGCCGGCAGCUUUUCCGACAGUUCUGCGAGACGCGGCUGGAGCUCCUGCGUUGUAUCCACUUCCUGGAUGCUGUGGUAGAAUAUGAGGUUUCCCCAGACGAGAAGCGGAAGGAAAUGGGAGAAGAGAUAAUCCGCAACUUUUUCAACAGCAAGUCCCCAGGCUACAUAGCAGAGAUCAGCCAGUCUCUUGUGAACCAUUGCACGGAGAAUCUGCAGAGAAGCGCCUGCAAAGACCUCUUCAGCAGCUGUGUGCAGCACCUACAUGAGUACCUCAGUGGAGCUCCUUUCACGAACUACCAGGACAGCAUGUAUUUUGACAGAUUCCUCCAGUGGAAGUACCUGGAGAGGCAAUCAGUGACCAAAGACACCUUCAGACAAUACCGGAUCCUUGGCAAGGGAGGCUUCGGAGAGGUGUGCGCGUGUCAGGUGCGGGCGACAGGGAAGAUGUAUGCCUGCAAGAAACUGGAGAAGAAGCGUAUCAAGAAGCGGAAAGGGGAGGCCAUGGCUCUGAACGAGAAGCAGAUCCUGGAGAAGGUCAACAGCCGGUUUGUGGUGAGCUUAGCCUACGCGUACGAGACCAAGGAUGCCCUCUGCCUGGUCCUCACCAUCAUGAAUGGAGGUGACUUGAAGUUUCACAUCUACAACAUGGGCAACCCUGGCUUUGACAACGAGCGGGUCACUUUCUAUGCUGCAGAGAUCUGCUGCGGCCUCGAGCACUUGCACCGGGAGGGCAUUGUGUACAGAGACUUGAAGCCAGAGAACAUUCUCCUGGAUGAUGAUGGUCAUAUACGGAUCUCAGAUCUGGGGCUGGCCAUCAAGAUUCCAGAAGGAGACACCAUCCGUGGCCGUGUAGGAACUGUUGGCUACAUGGCUCCAGAGGUGAUCAACAAUGAGCGCUAUUCCUUCAGUCCAGACUGGUGGGGGCUCGGCUGCCUCGUCUACGAGAUGAUCGAGGGCCAGUCACCAUUCCGCGCCCGCAAGGAGCGGGUGAAGAGGGAGGAAGUGGAGAAGCGGGUUCAGGAGGACCAGGAGCAGUACUCGGACAAGUUCUCUGAAGACGCCAAGGCCAUCUGCAAGGCGCUCCUGACCAAGGACCCCAAGCAGCGGCUUGGAGGGAAGGGAGACGAGGCCGCCCAGGUGAAGCAGCACCCUUUCUUCAAGACUAUCAAUUUCAAGCGCCUGGAAGCCGGGAUCAUGAAGCCCUCCUUUGUGCCAGAUCCCCGAGCCGUAUACUGCAAAGACGUGCUGGACAUUGAACAAUUUUCCACUGUGAAGGGUGUCAACUUAGACCAAACCGACAAUGACUUCUAUGCCAAAUUUGCCACUGGCAGCGUCUCCAUUCCAUGGCAGAACGAGAUGAUCGAGACAGAAUGCUUUAAAGAUCUAAACACCUUUGGACCAAACGGCACCCGCUCCCCCGACCUGGACUGGAAGCAGCUCCCCGACCCGCCCAAGCGUAGCCUCUUGCAGAGGCUCUUCCGACGUAACCCAAGUGACUUCACCAUCAGCGCCAACGCAAACUCCAACCUGUCAGCGGCUCCCUCGCCAGCCCGGCCCACAGCACAGGCUCCCUCCUGACCCAGAGGGCCUCUGGAGCCACCACUUGUCCUGUGCCUUCUCAGGGUUGCCUUCAGCACAGCGCUGACACCGGGGCGUCCCCGCGUAGCGCUGGACUCUACUACUGGCUAGGAGGUGGGGCAACACAGCCUUCUGACCAGCAGGAUGGGCAGAGCAGCAGCAACAAGCCUUCGACGCCUCCUGGUGCUGACACGGACUGACACGCCCUUGGGGAUCCCCAAGGAUGACUCGGUUACCCCGAAACCAGGCUGCUGCCCACCAGGGUCUUCCCCCUUUGCCCUCCACCCUCUGAUUGCCUAGAGAACCCACCCCUGUCCCAUGCUCCAUUCUCUCCAUCUCAGCUCCUACCACAACUCAUUACGAGACCACAGGUGUGCCUGGGAGGGGUUUUCUGUUCCUUGGAGAUUGUGAAGCCCAAAAAUGGGAAGAGAGAGAGAGACAGAAAGAGUGAGAGAGAAGAGGAACGUCAUCUGGUCAAAGCUGAAGACUUCUUGCUGUUCCACUGGCCUUUGUUUGUGGAGCUGGAAACUCAGAAUGCCAAAUGGAGACACACACAAAGGUGUGUGUGUCAAACAACAGGUUUGUUUUCGUUUAUGGAGCGUUUUUCAGGAAUCCCGCCCUCUCAAGACAACUCUAGAGCAUGGGGCUGUGUGCCAAAGGACAGCGGGGGACAAAGAGGCAUGAAGAGCACUCUCAGGUCCCGUUUCGAGGCAUCAAUGCAUUAACAAAGGAUCAGCAUUAAAACUGGUGGAGGUAGACCAUGCUGAGAGUAGCUGUGGACAGUACAUCAGGCCAGAUAACGUAACAGGCCGUCAACAUUUCCAGACCUCACUUUUAACCCCAACCUGCAACACGAAAGGACUCCCUUUUCAUUUUUCCUUACAGAAUCUGCUCCACUGAUUUCCUUCUCCUCUCUAUUAUUCUUGUCUCUCUCACUGUCUCCCAUUUCUCCUUCUCCUGUCAAAACAAGGUUGUGAUACUGCUUGGUAACACACCUGGAUUCAGGUCUCAGCCCAACAUCUGAAUGCCAAUGAAUUAACUGAUUGCAGGUUCUCUUCUGAGUGUGAUUGUGUUUGUGUGUGUUUUACAGCCCAGUCCUGUCUGGGUUUCCCCUGAAGAAAAGCCUACUCUAAACAUGUAGCAGGAUGAGGUGAGGAGGAAAUGACAGGUGGUUGAUAAUAUUCUUGAAUGCUGUGCUACAUUUAAUUAAACAUACCGCACCCCCACCCCCCGCAAAUAGAAAAUUAGCACAGCAGGAAGAGGAACCUUUGUCUCAGAUGUGCUUCUUUUCUACUUGCAUGAAGGGUUGGGGGGGGUGUUUCACCACAGGGGGACAUAAGUCAAUGUCAUCUGAAGCAGCACAGUCUAUUUGACCACCUCAGGAUUCCACCAGCUUGUUCUGUUAUAGGUUUAAAAUGGGCCUGGGAACUGAUUUACGUUGUGCAACUGACCUGAUCACAGUUUCUCUUCUCUCCCACCCCUGCAUGUAGUAAGCUAGCACAUCAGCGAGCGAGGAAGUGUUCAGAAGAGGGCAAACAACUGUGUGAUAUGUAGGUGCCCCACCUGACCUGCUCUCCAAGUGAGCAAGCAGUGAGCCAAGCAAGGAAUCGAAACUUCCACACACACCUUGCUUGCUUUCCCUUUGUGGGGGGCAAAGUUGGGCCCAUAGAGAGAAAGAGGCCACAAAAGUUCAGUCCAGGGGCUAACAGAGUCCAUGGAUUCUAUUAGAGGUAAAAGCUGGGGUGUCUCCACCACACAAAAAAAGCUAGAGCACUGUAUCCAAAUAACUUUAACCAGUGCUUUUUUUCUAAAAAAAAAUGUUUAGGGGUACUCUCAUUUUCCUACUUGUAUUGAAAUGCCGUCCCUCAGUGAGGCCAAACUUAGAUUCAAAUGUUUAGGCGUAUGUCUACCCCUGCAUCCCCCCCAGAAAAAAAGCACUGACUUUGCAAUUAGUAGACCAAUUAGUGGACCAGAUCCAUUGCAAUGAGUAGACCAAAGUUAAGCAUAUCUGUUAUUUUUAAUGGGUCUGUUCUUGGUGGCAUUCUGACACUGAAUGCCACUGCAGAGCCUUUGCUUUCCAAAACAACUUGCAAGGGGACCAGAUCCAGUGCGUUGUGCUUGAGGCCACUGAUUUUUGCGAAGGCUGAGGGGAGAUAGAUCUAUUUAGACCCAGAUAAACCCAGAAUUUCUCCUCUUUAUCUUAUCAUUUUGCUGUUUUGCAACCUGCUGCGCAAAGUGUGGAGCUCUGUUUCACCCCACUCGCUUAGCAACAGAUCUGGCCUUGGGGCAGGAAGGACUUUCCGAGUGAGGUGCCAGGGAGAAGUGCCAGCUCCUCGGCAGUUAGCCUUGGGCACAGGAGCUGCGCUCUGGUUUUUCAGAGUGACUAUCUCCCUGCUGCAAAAGGGGGGGCAGAAUCACUAUCUGAGGGUGGGGGGGGGGAAGCUGGGGUGCUGCAGAGACUGUGAGCUUUUCAAUUUUUUAAUUUAAAUAAGAAAAGCAAAGAUCACACAUGCACUGAAACCUCACACCAUGGCAAACCCCAACACAGAGUUUGCAUCUUAAAGUCCCUGGCACCUGUGGGGUUUUUUGGUGCUGGAAAUACAGAGGCAAUGGGGUGCUAUGACACCCCCUGCAAGCAAAACUUCCCCCUCCUAAAGAUGAUUGCCUGGGCCAGUUCUGUGCUUUUGGCAGCCGUACGUCAUGGAGGGAUUUUUGUUGUUGCAGCAGGUCUCCCUUGGAGGUAGAGCAACAGACUUGGACCUUGUGUGGUUAUUAAAAUGUGCAAGUUCGGGUGCCUUGAAAUCAGGCUUCCUCUCUUAAGUAAGGAUGUCUCCCUUUCUUUUGGCUAGUUCCCCAAUGAGGAUGCAUUCAGGUUAUUGCCCUCUCCUGACUUAUCAAAGGAGGGGGCUGUUUGCAUCCCCACUAGAAUGUUCUCUGCUCUAGUCCCACCCCCCUUUUUUGCUGCCCCUGCCAAAAUCAGUGCAGUCUUCUGGGUAUGGGGCAGAAAAAUUUGCAUUAAGCAAAUUUGCAUUAAGCCAGCUGACUGGCCACCCCUGUUUCGUAGCUUGCUCUCAAACGAGUCAGUUUAUAGCAGGUGUGGGGAACCUCUGCCCCCACCCAAUGCUGCUGAACUACAACUCCCAUCAUUGUUGGUCAUACUUGCCAGGACUGAUGGGAGUUGUAGUUCAGCAGCAUCGGGUGGGGGCAGAGGUUCCCUACACCUGAUGUAGCUCCUGCAGUUUAAAAAGCAGUUUGAUCUGCGAUGCACCUGCUGGACGGCUGUCCACCAGGGAUGACGUAGCAAUUGGAAGGGUUGGACAAGGGGACCUUGAAGUCAUUUCCAACUUUUUGGUUCCAACACAGACUCACCACAGGGUGAAAGUUUGCAUGCAUGAACGCAGGAGUUGUGGCAAGAGGGUCCAGAUGCACACCCCACAUUCCCAGAUUGUCGCAUAACUGCCCUAAACUCAGGUAGGUAGCUGUGUUGGUCUGCCAUAGUCGAAACAACAACAAACUUCUACCAGUAGCACCUUAGAGACCAACUAAGUUUGUUAUUGGUGUGAGCUUUCGUGUGCAUGCACACUUCUUCAGAUACACUGAAACAGAAGUCACCAGACCCUUAUAUAUAGUGAGAGGGUAGGGAGGGAUAUUACUCAGAAGGGUGGUGGGAAUGGCUGAUAGGUGUGGUAAGCCUGUGGAGAAAGUGUGGCAUAGUUUCCUUGCAUAUCCAGUAGGAUAAGUGGAUUGUAGAGGGUUCUUAAUUCUAUGACCCUUAGAUAUAAUGUCCAGGUUCUUGCAUUUAGUCAGAAAGAAGAUAUCAGUCUGUACCUGUGCAAGUUUCUUGGUGAGGUUGAUGGACUUCCAUUUCAUGCGGCUCAAGAGAGCUGAGUGGGAGUGCUCCUGUGUUCUCACUGUAUACAAGUUGUACAAGUGACAAUAAAGUAUUUCAAUUUCAAUGUGGUGUCUUCCAUAGUUCUAGUUACAGGUAGGUAGCCGUGUUGGUCACUUCUGUUUCAGUGUAUCUGAAGAAGUGUGCAUGCACACGAAAGCUCAUACCAAUAACAAACUUAGUUGGUCUCGAAGGUGCUACUGGAAGGAUUUUUAUUUAUUUUUUGCCCUAAACGCAGGUAAAUCACCCUUUGUUGAAGCUAGGAGGAAUAAGCCUGUGGCUUUUAUCUUGCAGCUUCAGCACUAUGCACACCUGUGAUCCUUGCAUCGGUCCGGAAAUGUCACCCCCUGGUUCUAGGCUGAAAUAAAGCUGGGAACAAUGUGGAUUGACAUAACAGAAAAGGGAAGCUCUGAUUUGGGAUUAUGAUAGGGUGCUUUAAGGAUUUAAAAAAGUGUUAGAGGUGUUUGCAGGUAGAUGCUUUAGGGUGUUUUGAGUUCCUUUCUCUUUCAAUUCCUCUACACACACACUUGGGCUGAGACAAGGCCUGGAUAGUUUAGGAAACCUGUUGGAUGCCAUCCUCAACCGAACAACAAUGCAUCUUUCAGUGUGUGUCAGAAGUUGGGCAUAGAAGUCCAUACAGUGUCUAUAAAAACGUGAGGAUAUGUAUUUUAGAGUAUUCCAACCAAUGGGCAACUUUCCAGACUUCCUCUACGCCUCUCUGCCAAUCACUGCCAGAUUUGAGUUGGGUGGGUGGGUGGGUGGGUUGUAUAUAUGAGAGAGAGACUUCAGUUGGGAUUAUCAUCCCCCCCCAAAAAUGCCUUUUCUAAAUUGCCAAAAUGGAAAUUGUGGGUCUCUGUGGGUACCCCCGGCUUCAGAGAACAAGAAGAUGUUCCAAAAGAACGCAAACAGGAGCUUAUGGGGAGGCAGCCCUGCAUUCCUCCAGCCAUCCUGGUCCACCGUGUGAUGUCCAUACAUGUCAAACGAAGAACCUUGAGUGACACCCGCACCUCUCAUUUAAAGCACACUUUAAAAAUCAUGGGAGAAUCCUGCGAACUGCAGGUUGAUAAGGCUGCUAUGAAUUGUAGGUCUGUGAGGUCAUCAGCACCCAUAACCCUUCCUGGGAUUUCUGGGGGAAACCACGACACUUGGAAGUGGAACAGGAGAGCUUUAAUUGCGUGGUGUGGAUGAGAUCUCCUCUCUCCCCAAAAGGAAUUCUUGUGGGUCUGGUGAUUCUCUGCACCCCAGACAGAUCUCCACAAAAGGACAUUGACAUCCCCCCCCACCUUAUAUUUCCAUCACUCUUUCCUUUUGCAUCCAUGUAUUUAGGGUUGGUUGUUGCAGGAUAUAUUAUUUUUUUAUUAUUAUUUUCCUUUUUCACUGUUUAUUUCUGAUUCUGGUGCAUUUUGGUUUACAUUUUGGCUUUUUAUUUUGUACAGUUGUAAAUAUUUGUAUGUUGAAUGCCUAGGUGUACAUUUUUAAGCUUUAAAAGCUGCAAGCCAAGCCAUGUGGUCAUGUUACCCAGAUGUUGCAGGGAUGUUUUUUUUUUCUCUUUUUAAUGGGGGAAUGUUGGGGGUGGGGGAAGAUUCAGCUUCUCUAAGUGAAGGGUGGGUAUCACUUUAUCCCAGUUGGGUGGGGAGGGAAGGGGUGAGAAAGGAAAUUACAUCAAUGAACUGGGCUUUUUUCUUUCCUGAUUUUAAAAUUUCUUUACAGAACAAUAUAUACAGUAGGGUUAUUGGGGAGGGGGGUUCUCCUUGUUACUUAUUCCCAGGGCUGUGUGUAAUCUGCACUGAAAAGAAAUAAAUAAAACAAUGCACCAAUGAAA
This is a messenger RNA of Podarcis raffonei (Aeolian wall lizard), 8269 nucleotides long. RefSeq names its product G protein-coupled receptor kinase 5-like. The transcript is spliced from 16 exons. Gene Ontology annotation, biological process: protein phosphorylation; signal transduction; regulation of signal transduction. Gene Ontology annotation, cellular component: cytoplasm. Gene Ontology annotation, molecular function: G protein-coupled receptor kinase activity; ATP binding. The record is from RefSeq and is a predicted model, not a curated record. The coding region runs from base 795 to 2558 and encodes 587 amino acids. NCBI's taxonomy places the organism in Eukaryota, Metazoa, Chordata, Lepidosauria, Squamata, Lacertidae.